UGGUAAUGUUUAGUAUAGCUGUACAGACCGUUAGUUGGUUAGUUUGGAAUUAAACAUGUUUGGCCAAUUUUCUAGCCUAUCACUGAAUGAGGGAGGUUAUGACUACAAGUUCAUAGAAGAACCUGCAGACUAUCUCAAGUGUCUCAUCUGUCUGCUAGUAGUUAGGGAGCCACAACAACAUGGCGGCUGUGGGAAGCUAUUCUGUAAAGUGUGUAUUGACAAGCACAAGACCCUCAGAAAGGACUGUCCACACUGCAGGCAGCCAUUAAAUAACUCAAAUGGCUUUCCAACCAUCUUCAAUGAUUUCAGAAGUGAUCAGGAGGUCAAGUCUCUAACGGUGUACUGCAGCACUGCUUGCGGUUGGAAAGGAGAGCUGGGAUCACUUGAUCAUCAUAAGCAGAAAGACUGUGAGAACACAGUAGUCUUUUGCGAAAACAAUUGUGGUGAAAUAAAUAUGAGUCGGAAGAAUCUCAAGGCCCAUCUCGAGUCCGAGUGUCCUAAUCGACUACACAAAUGCCCUCACUGUGGUGCUAACAACCAGUACAAAAACCACCCACUUCAUACCAAAUUACAUUGCCCCAAGCGAUUGCAUUGUUGUGUUCAUUGUGGUGAAAACGGCUGCUUUGAUGAGCGUACUUCUACACAUUUGGAGGUGUGUCCUAAGAUGAAAAUUGCGUGUAAAAAGUGCUUACGAUAUAUUUUGCGCUGCCAACUCACAGCUCAUCCAAAAGAAUGUAUGUUUAAACCAGUGCCCUGCAAAUAUGCUGAUGUCGGGUGCAAAGUUCGGCCUCUACGCAAAGACCUCAAGAAGCACGAGGAAAAUUACCAACUUCACCUCCAAGUUACCACAGAAACAGUGCUUGAGCUAAAGAAAAUGCUUCCCAAACCCGUUACCCCAGUUACCUUCAGAAUCACAGAUUUUGACGAGCACAAAAAGGCCAAUCGUAUAUUCUACAGUCCUUUGUUCUACACUUCCACAAAUGGGUACAAAAUGUGCUUAAGAAUAGAUGCCAACGGUAAUGGCACUGGCAAAGGAACACAUGUCUCUGUGUUUACUUGCCUCAUGGUAGGUGAAUAUGAUGACUACCUGACCUGGCCAUUUACUGGGACAGUUACCAUUGAGCUACUCAACCAACUGGAGGACGAUAAUCAUCUCAAAAGUACAACCCCAUUCCCAGCAAAUGAUGAUGUCAGUGAGAGAGUGGUGGAUAAUGAGAGAGGGGCAUGGUGGGGCUGGCCACAGUUCACCUCCCACGCUGACCUCGCUCACAAGCCUCGUAAAAACAUUCAGUACCUCAAAGACGACACUCUAAUAUUCCGAGUAUCUGCAGAAGCUCCUGAUUACAAGCCAUGGUUGGAAUGUACCAACUGUGUGUAGUGAUGUUAUUACAUAGGACAGUGAAAGUUUUAACUAAUGUGAUAACGUGAUAUUGCAUGCCUUUAUAUCCUGUUGCU
Molecule: messenger RNA, 1455 nt
Organism: Halichondria panicea
Lineage: Eukaryota; Metazoa; Porifera; Demospongiae; Suberitida; Halichondriidae
Product: TNF receptor-associated factor 4-like
Exons: 2
Coding region: 56-1378 (440 amino acids)
Biological process (GO): protein K63-linked ubiquitination; regulation of apoptotic process; tumor necrosis factor-mediated signaling pathway
Molecular function (GO): protein binding; zinc ion binding
Source: RefSeq, a predicted model, not a curated record